AGGUCCUUUUUCAUGUACAGGCCUAAUAAAAGCUAUGCAGUUCAUUUUUUUAAUCUAAUAAAGUCAACUUCAAGAGACUCGAAUGUUCUUGUUUCUAAGUCUUACGUCAAGUCUCGGAGCGGUCAAGCCUCAAGUUCAAUUUUUGUGAAUUAAGUCACACAAGUGCAUAAUAUCUUUUCAUAGGAGCCUUCAGUCAGAAGGCCUUUUAUGGAGUUUCCUUUGUGUCCAGUGUUGCAAAUAAUCAUCACAACACAGACACAUCCUGUUCAUCAGCAUCAUCACGUCCUCCAGGAUACGCAAAAAAAAUGUCUUUCUCAAACAUGUUAGAAUUUUUUUUUAAAAAAGGAGUAAAUUAAGCUAACUGAGCAAUUGUGCAGCCAGUCCUCGAUAGAUGCUUCUUAAUUUGAUCUUUCGUGACCUUUUUGUCUCUGCAUGGUUAUAUUUAUAUAUAACCAUAUAUUUUUUUACUAAAUCGCCUGAGAAGGAACGUUCAUCUGAUCCAUCAUGAAGCCGCUUCCUCUUCGCAUUGAGGUUUAAGGCGCUCCACCCUCCCUCCAACCCUCUUGGUUUCAUUUGCAGUGAAGGAAAUGUUUGACAUCAGUUGUGUGCUGUCAUGGUUUACAUCACUGACCUCCCUCAGGAUCUUAAUUAGCGUCUUUAUAACAGAACAAUAAUGAUGAGUGGAGUCCAGUACCUGGCCUGUCUGUGGACUCUGCUCAUUGCACAGAGCGGGUUUGUACGCAGUGAGAUUCAGUUCAUCAAGAAGGAUGAAGGAGAUUCUGUGCUCUUUCCCUGUACGACUGAGCAGAGAAACCCACCGCCGUUCGGCGUCUACCUGAAGCGCAGCUGGUUGAAUCAGGAUGACAUGCUGUUCAAACACACCGGGGAAGAGUUCACUGUGGGCAACGAUCAAGACAAAAACCGCACCAGUGUGAAGGGAGACCCGAGCAGCCACUCAGUGGAAGUGAUCAUCUCUAAGCUGACAGUCAGGGACACAGACCGCUACUACUGUGAAUUUGUGGUGGAAAACCCUUCUUCUGAAGACGAACGAGUGAAGGGAAAGACUGAAUUCUUCCUUCUCGUUGGUGCUGAUUUGUCCGGGUCAGUCGACAGAGGGCGGUUAGAGACAUGCGCUGGGGGCUCUGUGGUGCUCCCCUGCCUCCCUGAGCAGGAGGGCUUGGCCGUGGAGGGGGUGAGUCUGAAGCGGCAGAGGGGCCGGGCGCCUAUGGAGGUGCUGUACCACUCAAAGCGGCACCACAGCAACGGGCCCCCGACCUCAUCCCAGUUCCCCGCUGAGAGAUUCCACCUGACCUCGGCGCCCGGCCCCAGCGGCAUCACCUACAACCUCACCCUGCAGCAGCUGCAGCCAGAGGACAGCGGCCGGUACAGCUGCCAGCUGCUCCAGCAUGGCAACCCUGACAGCAGCACCAGUCUAGGGAGACAAGUGUUCUUUGUUUCUGUGCAAGGAGGUCAGUGCAGCUGCUCCGGCUCCUCCACUCUGUUCUAUGUUCUGUCCUCAGCCGUGGUCGCCCUCCUCCUCCUCCUUGGAUUUGUGGGGAUUUAUCUAUGCAAAACACGACGGAGUGUCAGGUCACACCCUCAGGCUCCCAUCUACGAGGAGAUGGCUGGUGUGAAGCCUCGAAAAUUUCCCCCCCGCCAUCUGGAGGAUAAGGAACAUGAGAACCGAAACUGCAUUGUGAAGAAAUCUUGCUCUGAUAACCACUAUGAGAGCCCCAGCGGGGCCCUCUUCCCCAGGAGAGAGUCUUAAGAGAUGAAUUAUCGCUGGCAUGAUGAACUAGAGAAACUUAUCAACUCAGCUGCCUGAAACUCACUGGAAUGAACUCUGACUACAAUAUCUGCUCUGAUAAACAGCUCAAAUUCUCCUCAAGAGUAUUUUUCUUAUCUCAUGAUGUUGGAUUGUUGCUAGUUUGAAAGAAUGCUUGUAUUUUUGCAUUUCCUUUGCAGAGCCUUUGUAAAUGUUUUUGGCUGCCAUUGUGAUAUGAACAAAAUCUUCCAUCUGAGCAUAUGGAAAAUUGAGUAAUUGUUAACGGGCCAAUUCGGCUAAUCAAUCAAAUUAAAGAUGGAGUUUUUGUAUAAAGAAAGUUUACAGUUCUCACCAAAACCUGUUGGUCUUGAAGGGCUAACCAACAUGUUGAAUGCAUUAAUGUCCUUAUUAAAUAUUUGCAAAACUGA
This is a messenger RNA of Thunnus maccoyii (southern bluefin tuna), 2193 nucleotides long. RefSeq names its product cd7 antigen-like (gene cd7al). Gene Ontology annotation, molecular function: signaling receptor activity. The coding region runs from base 674 to 1768 and encodes 364 amino acids. The transcript is spliced from 5 exons. Gene Ontology annotation, cellular component: membrane. The record is from RefSeq and is a predicted model, not a curated record. NCBI's taxonomy places the organism in Eukaryota, Metazoa, Chordata, Actinopteri, Scombriformes, Scombridae. Gene Ontology annotation, biological process: adaptive immune response.